Messenger RNA from Salvelinus sp. IW2-2015, 3063 nucleotides. Its product is annotated as galanin receptor 2a-like. Gene Ontology annotation, cellular component: plasma membrane. Gene Ontology annotation, biological process: cellular response to hormone stimulus; G protein-coupled receptor signaling pathway. Lineage: Eukaryota; Metazoa; Chordata; Actinopteri; Salmoniformes; Salmonidae. Gene Ontology annotation, molecular function: peptide binding; G protein-coupled receptor activity. The record is from RefSeq and is a predicted model, not a curated record.
AAAGAGGAGGCCAGGUAUGAGUACAAGCGCGGGAUAGUGCAGCUCCUGCUUCCUCUAGUCACACAGAUAAAUAUGGCAUUGGGCAGGGUCCGAGUGAACGUACUGCGCGCGCUCCAGUCGAGUAAUAUCGAGGAGGACCGCACUUCGGUGGCGAAAUGUGUAUACUGUUUUUCUGUUAAAUGCCUGGACUAUUGGACUAUUAUGAUCUCUUUCGGCAAGGCGACAACUAACUCUAGAUGUAUGGGUGAAAUCCCAAUCUCACAACUAGAACAGGGGCGGAGCGCAGAGCAUCUCUCUGGGUCUCACCUGUGUGCGUGUCUGAAUUGGACACUCCACACAGCGCAAACGAUGUGAGAACAAGCGGGAGAUGAAUCUAACGAAUUCUUACUCCAAUUUUGGACAUUCAUUUUCAACGAAUCUUUCACUUUUGGGACCUCAACAUGAGCACAACAACAGGAGUUUACAGGAGGAUACCAACCCCUACCCGGACUUGUUCUUAUUUUCGGGACACGAACCGAGCACCAUCGUGUUGGUGGUUAUGUACUCUCUGUCCUUCCUCACGGGGCUCGGAGGGAACAUUAUGGCUCUCCUGGUCCUCACCCGAAAGAGGACGGGUCUGGCGGGAGUGUCGGCGACCCGCAGACUGCUGGUGAACUUAGCGGUGUGUGACAUGAUGGUGGUAUGUGUGUGCAUGCCAGUUAACCUGGGACUCCAGGUCUACAACGCCUGGGUGUUCGGUGAGUUUCUGUGCCGCACCGUGCCGUUCGUUCAAGCGGUAUCGGUGUCUGCGAGCGUCCUGAGCCUGGCUGUGAUCAGUCUGAACCGCUACUACAGCGUGCACAAUCCUCUCCACGCCCGUUUUUUUUUUACCGGGCGGCGGAUACUGUGUAUGAUCUGUGUGGUGUGGAGCGUGUCGUCGGGGCUGUGCAUACCGCUCCUCUUCAUGAACACCACCCAGACUCUGUCGCUGCUGGACAUCACCGUCACUGUGUGCGUGGAGAGCUGGAACGAAGUCAAACUAAAACAGAGAUAUAGCUUCCUGCUCUUUUGCUCUCUCUACGGCUUUCCGGUGUUGUUUAACCUGGUUAUAAGCGUGCUGACCGGCUGGAAGCUGUGGGGCACCGAUGACAAACGGACGCAAGAUUCAAAUACAUUUGGCGUUAAGCUAUCACUGUCCCGCCUCAAAGUGCGUAAAAGGAUAGCCAAGAUGGUGCUGUCACUAGUUGUGCUUUUCACACUGUCCUGGUUACCUCUGUAUGUAGUGGACAUAUGGUUAGACUUGAACAUGACUGCAUCUUUAAAGAAUGAGGAUGAUGUGAACCAGGUCAACCACGAGUGGAUUCUUCACGGGAGACCAUUUGCGCUAUGGCUGGGUCUGACCAACUCUGCUCUCAACCCGCUCUGUUAUUGUUUCGUGGGGAACUUGCACAGGUCUGCGAAACGGUUCAGGAAAAGCUACCGACUGAAACUGUCGUCAGUGUUCAGUCUGUUGCCACAGCAGUCCUCCAUGACUAUGGGCAGCAUCUCAGUGCCCAAAGUCGUGCCAUACAGCAGGGCGCAAUCGGUGAAUCGCAGCGCAGAGAUGGGCGCAUCGAGCAAGUACGCCAAUUUAGGCGACAAACUAACCAAGAGCAAGAGCCUGUCCUCUGUGACAGCGUGUGAGACUGUUUUCGACUGAUUGACAGAGACAACUACCUGGUUACAGGGUGAAGGUCACAGUUAUUUCUCCAAUGGACUGGAAAGCGUUCAUCCUACAGUUCAAAAUGAGAUAUUCUGUGAAAAUCUGUCCCAUUUUCAACGCAACCUCCAAAGCAAAUGGAGAUAUUUGCCAUAAAUGCAAGGAACAGAUUAGAAUGUUGCCCUUAUAAUUAUGAAGUGUGGUGUUGUCUGUAUUAUGGAGUGUGUUGCCGCUUUAAAAACGGCCCAUGAUUCUAGGAUUGUUGAAGAAUCAAAAGGGCAAUGUAAAUGAUGAGCAUGAGGUCCUAUACCUGAUUGUUUUGGGACUUGGCUUCACUGAAUCCAAUUUCAAACAGGCUAUUUGAUGUUGUUUUCAUGUGUACAAAAUAAUGUGCAUCUCAUUCGAUUGUGCAUAAUAGGCUAGUUGUCUUUAUAUAGUGAUCCAAAAUGAUUAAUGUAUACAAUGUAUAAACUCCCUGUUUAAAUACUCGAAUAUAUUUAAUUUACCCUCAAGUCCUAUGAAGUAGAACUCAUCCAUCAACAUUCAAUUCCAAGUCAACGAAAUGAGCUGUAUCCAAAACUUAAAUCGUGCCAAUUAUAAAAACCAUUAUGUUAGUAGUUCAAUUAUAAGGCUACAUUGUAUGACUAUAAUUCUGUAGUUAUUCGUCCAAGUCCAUUCAAAUUACUUCCAUAAUUGUUAAAUUAGAGAAUUGUAGGACCAUCAUAUUUUAUAUUCCUAGUUAUUAUUCCAAGUCCAUUUAAUUUGCCUUCAUAGAUGGUAUAGAUUGAUAUCUCCAUUCAUCCUUUCUCUGGCAAGGCUGUGACGCAUGUCUUUUGGCAGACGGAUCGCUCCCUGCUGACUGGCACCAUUAUGAGUCGAGUUGGCUCCUUGGCAGGGUGGGAUGAGGCCCCGCUGGUGGCCGGGACACGGAGCCUGAUUUCCAGAUUAAAAAUGGUACUGCUGAGACGGCCCGAACCCGCUGCCGGAACCCGCUGUAGGUGACUACAGAGCCCUGGCACCAAAAUCAAUCUCCUGCCAUCUGCAGUUACUGAAGCCUGAUGUAUCUCCACACAACAUGGAAGAUCCCUGGAUAUAUUGUAAAAGUUUUACUUAAAAGCCAUUUUGGUUCUUUGAAGGUUGACGGAUACACUUAUAGCCCGCCCGCCGCAUUAAGGUGCCUCCAACCUCCUGUGAAUUACUGAUUGUCUGCAAUGGUUUUGACAGAGACAUGAGAGAGAGAAGGGAGCUUAGAUUACAUUAACGAAGCCUUCCUUCAUGGACUCUCACAACCCUUCAAGCUUCUCUACCUCGGUGUUUCUGUAAGGCUUUGAUCACUGCAAGAUAGUUUAGCCAAGUGAGUAUUUUAGUGCAUGUGAGAUAUAUCA